AUGCGGAGCUUGAACAAUUUAACAUCAAGACUUAAUUAUAUUUUUAAAUAUUGUAAACGUUAUACUGUUUGCUUGUGGUUUGGAUGGUUUCCAAUCAUACUGACUGCAGAUGCGGAUAUUAUUACAAAUGUUUUGGGGUCUCCAGAGCUUCUUAACAAAGCAGAAAGUAUUUAUCAUUCUAUUCGAUGUUCCUUUAAAGGCGGUCUUGUUGCUAGUAGAGUUGAUAAAUGGUCGAAGAAUCGCAAACUGAUAAAUCCUGCCUUUGCAAAUAAAGUGCUUAUGAGUUUCUUUCCAAUAUUUAAUAAAGCUAAGAAUAAUAUAAUUGAAAAGUGUAGCGAACUCGUAGACAAUAAGGAACAUAAUUUACUGAAUGCUAUACAAACAAUGACUUUAACAUUAACUGCAGAAACAACUAUGGGCAAGUACAUGCACAAAGGUAACCAGAUUUCGAAUGAUGUGGCCCAACAUUAUUGUGUCAUACUGGAAUAUACAAUAAUUCAUAUGAUACUUUCGUUUAUGAAACUCGGUUUUAUAAUGGAGUUGUUUUCGAAAUUUAGAAACGCUAAAAAAUAUACAUACCAGUUCGUCGAAGAUUUGAUUCACAAAAAACUUUCUAAAACUGCUACUGCAGAAAAGAGUAUUACAAAUACUAAAGAUGACAUGUCCAGUAAUGAGGAUUUCUUGCUUACAAACGAAGAAAAUGAAUUCACUAAUAAUGAAGAUGAUCUUGCAGACCUUUCUAUAAAAAAGGAGCCAAAAAUAUUUAUUGAUCAAGCAAUAAAACUAUACAAACAGCAAUUAUUCACAUGGAAUGAUAUAAUAAGUGAAUCAAAUAUAAUUGUUGCAGCAGCAUUUGAGACUACAGCUAGUGCCAUUUAUUCUGUUCUUGUUAUGUUGGCCAUGCACCCGGAAAUCCAACAGCGACUUUUUGAAGAAGUCUUAGACGUAUUUCCUGAGAAAAACUUUAAUGCUGAUUAUACUCUUUGCUUGUGGUUUGGAUGGUUUCCAAUCAUACUGACUGCAGAUCCAGAUAUUAUUACAAAUGUUUUGCGCUCUCCAGAACUUCUUAACAAAGCAGAAAGUAUUUAUCAUCCUAUUCGUUGUGCCUUUAAAGGUGGUCUUAUUACAAGUAGAGUUGAUGAAUGGUCGAAGAAUCGCAAGCUAAUAAAUCCUGCCUUUGCAAAUAAAGUGCUUAUGAGUUUCUUUCCAAUAUUUAAUAAAGCUAAGAAUAAUAUAAUUAAGAAGUGUAGCGAACUGGUAGACAACAAGGAACAUAAUUUACUGAAUGCUAUACAAACAAUGACUUUGACAAUAACUGCAGAAACAACUAUGGGCAAGUACAUGCACAAAGGUAACCAGAUUUCUAAUGAUUUAGCCAAUAACAUUUGUAUCAUAAUGGAAUAUACAACAAUUAGUGUAUUACUUUCGUUGAUGAAACUCGAUUUCAUAAUGGAGUUGUUUUCGAAAUUUAGAAACGCUAAAAAAUUUUCAUACCAGUUCGUCGAAGAUUUGAUUCACGAAAAACUUUCUAAAACUGCUAAUGCAGAAAAGAGUACUACAAAUACUAAAGAUGACAUGUCCAGUAAUAAGGAUUUCUUGCUUACAAACGAAGAAAAUGAAUUCACUAAUAAUGAAAAUGAUCUUGCAGACCAUUCUAUAAAAAAAGAGCCAAAAAUAUUUAUUGAUCAAGCAAUAAAACUAUACAAACAGCAACUAUUCACAUGGAAUGAUAUAAUAAGUGAAUCAAAUACAAUUGUUGGAGCAGCAUUUGAGACUACAGCUAGUGCCAUUUAUUCUGCUCUUGUUAUGUUAGCCAUGCACCCGGAAAUCCAGCAGCGACUUUUUGAAGAAGUUUUAGACGUAUUUCCUGAGAAAAACUUUAAUGCUGAGCUUGAUCAGUUAGAUCAGUUACAAUAUUUGGAUUGUGUAAUAAAUGAAACACUUCGCCUUGCUCCCUCUGUUUCAAUAAUCGGACGACAUGUUACAAAAGAUACACAAGUUGGUAAAGAUGUAUUUCCCAAAAAUACACAAAUUCUAAUCUCAAUAUUGCAUCUUCAUCGACGAACCGAUAUUUGGGGUCCAAAUGCAAAUAAGUUUGAUCCAGAACAUUUUUCAGCUGAGAACUUCGGAAAAGUUCAAAAAUGUGCUUUUAUUCCAUUCUCAAAAGGUAGUAGGAACUGCAUAGGAUUACGAUAUGCAAUGUUCUCAAUGAAAAUCAUAUUAAGUGGACUUAUUCGGAACUUUAAAUUUGAAACUGAUUUUAAAUUCGAAAACAUCAGGUUCACAAAUCAAAUAGCAUUAAAAUUUUUAGAGGAACCCGGAUUAAGAAUUCGUAUGAGGUCAUAAAUGUUAUAGUAUACUAUAAAUUGUAUGGUA
Teleopsis dalmanni is the source of this 2376-nucleotide messenger RNA. RefSeq names its product probable cytochrome P450 313a4. Bases 1 to 2346 code for a protein of 781 amino acids. NCBI's taxonomy places the organism in Eukaryota, Metazoa, Arthropoda, Insecta, Diptera, Diopsidae. Gene Ontology annotation, molecular function: oxidoreductase activity, acting on paired donors, with incorporation or reduction of molecular oxygen; monooxygenase activity; iron ion binding. The transcript has 14 exons. The record is from RefSeq and is a predicted model, not a curated record.